This is a messenger RNA of Talaromyces amestolkiae, 1710 nucleotides long. RefSeq lists its product as uncharacterized. The transcript is spliced from 2 exons. Lineage: Eukaryota; Fungi; Ascomycota; Eurotiomycetes; Eurotiales; Trichocomaceae. Bases 1 to 1710 code for a protein of 569 amino acids. The record is from RefSeq and is a predicted model, not a curated record. Gene Ontology annotation, biological process: transmembrane transport. Gene Ontology annotation, molecular function: transmembrane transporter activity. Gene Ontology annotation, cellular component: membrane.
AUGUCAGCUACCGAAGAAUCAACAUCACCAAAGAAGUAUCGCGACGUCGACCAUGCACAGGUCACAUCAGUCCUCCCCGACGGCGACGUGCCCAUAACCGAUCAUGCCCUCGCCUCUGACGAUGCGGUCUUGGUAGCAUUGGGUUACAAGCAGGAAUUCAAGCGCGAGUUUUCUCUGUGGACGACUUUCUGCGUCAGUUUCGCUGUGUUGGGGCUUUUGCCGUCAUUUGCGAGUACGUUGUACUAUGGCAUGGGGUAUGCAGGUACCGGUGGUAUGGUUUGGGGUUGGUUAAUUGCCAUGGUUUUCAUCCAGUGUGUUGCUAUGGCUAUGGCGGAGUUGUGUUCUGCUAUGCCGACGAGUGGUGGUUUAUAUUAUGCAGCAGCAGUUCUCGCGCCCCCCGGCUACGGCCCCUUUGCGGCCUGGAUCACAGGCUGGUCAAACUGGAUUGGGCAAGUGACAGCUGCUCCAUCGGUCGACUAUGCAUUGGCCGCCAUGAUUCUCGCUGCAGGCAGCAUCGCAAACCCGGAUUACGUCCCCACAACCUGGCAGACGUAUCUGCUCACCGUGCUCAUCCUCAUCAUUCACACCGUCAUCAGCAGUAUGCCUACCAAAUGGAUCGCAACAUUCAACUCGUGGGGCUCAACGUUCAACAUUAUCGCAUUGUUCAUUACCAUCAUCACGAUCCCAGCAGCGACCAGUAACAGUCCCAAAUUCACCUCUGCGGCUGAUGUCUGGGGCACAAUCUACAACGGUACCGAUUACCCGGACGGUGUUGCCAUUCUCAUGUCCUUUGUAGGCGUCAUCUGGACCAUGUCAGGCUACGACUCCCCCUUCCAUCUAUCAGAGGAAUGCUCCAACGCCAAUAUCGCGUCCCCGCGUGCCAUCACAAUGACAUCCGCAGUCGGCGGUCUGUUUGGCUGGUUCCUGCAGCUCGUCGUCGCCUACACCGUGACCGACAUCGAUUCCGUAAUCGGCUCUGACCUCGGUCAGCCAUGGGCCUCUUACUUGCUACAGGUACUGCCGCAGAAGACUGCCAUGGCAAUCCUGGCGCUGACCAUCGUCUGCGGCUUCUCCAUGGGCCAGGGAUGCAUGAUCGCCGCCUCCCGCGUUACAUACGCCUACGCCCGCGACGACUGCUUCCCGCUCUCAGGCUUAUGGAAACAAGUAAACAACCGCACGCAAACACCAGUCAACGCAGUCAUCCUCAACGGCGUACUCGGCAUCCUAAUGUGUCUGUUAAUUUUCGGCGGCACCGUCGCAAUCGGCGCCCUAUUCAGUAUCGGCGCAAUUGCUCAGUUCAUUGCCUUCGCAAUCCCCAUCGCGAUCCGCGUCUUUAUUGUGGGCGACAGAUUUAAACCGGGGCCUUGGAAUUUGGGGAAAAUGAGUAAACCCAUCGGUGCGACGGGUGCGAUGUUUGUGUUCGUCAUGUUACCUAUCCUGUGUCUGCCGAGUGUGACGGGUAAUGAUUUGACGGCUGAUUUGAUGAAUUGGACGUGCCUGGUAUAUGGCGCGCCUAUGUUGGCGGUUUCGAUUUGGUGGGUGGUUGAUGCGAAGAACUGGUUCAAGGGUCCCAAGGUUAAUGUUGAGCAUUCUUUGUACAUUGAAGAUGUUACGGGUGUGCCUCCUCUUCAGGAGGAGGGCGAGAAGGAGGAUGAUACUGCUGUCACUGUCUCUAAGGAUGGUGCUGAUAGUAAAGAUGCCGUUGCUUGA